Messenger RNA from Penaeus indicus, 708 nucleotides. RefSeq lists its product as uncharacterized. NCBI's taxonomy places the organism in Eukaryota, Metazoa, Arthropoda, Malacostraca, Decapoda, Penaeidae. The transcript is spliced from 4 exons. The coding region runs from base 1 to 708 and encodes 235 amino acids. The record is from RefSeq and is a predicted model, not a curated record.
AUGGCAGUGCUUUCGGAAGAGAUUUUUCUUAUUGCUGAGAAGUCUGGCAAUGACAGACCCCGUAUCAUGAAUCCUCUUUCGUUCCGAGGUGCGUCCGUGCUGAUCCUGGUGUGUGUGGUGUCCGCCGCGCCGCAAGGAUACGGUUCCGGAGGCGACGAUGGGCUGGGAGUCGAUCUCCGCGGCAGCGGUGUUGGAGGCGGAAGUGUGCUUCCUGGUGUCUUCGUCGGUACUGGCGUGCUUCCUGAAAGUGCCUUUGGUGGCGUAGCUGGAGGUGUCUCCGGUGGCGCUGCUGGAGGUGUCAUCGGUGAGGAAUACAGUGCACCAGGUGCCGGUGCUGCGGGAGGAUUUGACGCUGGCGUCGCUGGAGGCUUCGACACUGGAGUUACUGGAGGUUUCGACACUGGGGUCGUUGGAGGCUUCGACACUGGGGUCGCUGGAGGCUUCGACACUGGGGUCGCUGGAGGCUUCGACACUGGGGUCGCUGGAGGCUUCGACACUGGAGUCGCUGCAGGUUUCGACACUGGGGUCGCUGGAAGCUUCGACACUGGCGCCGUAUCCGACGAAUACAGCGCACCAGGCGUCGACGCUGCUCCCGUUGGCGCAGUCGACACCGGCCUCGUUAGCGGCAACACCAUCCCUCAGGACGCCAUUCGCUCCCUGCCCGGCCAGGCCGCUCCCGCCGACGAGUAUGUAGGCCCUGCACACUAA